This is a messenger RNA of Lolium perenne, 1188 nucleotides long. Lineage: Eukaryota; Viridiplantae; Streptophyta; Magnoliopsida; Poales; Poaceae. The record is from RefSeq and is a predicted model, not a curated record.
AUGUCCGGCUUGGUCUGCCUCUCCCUGACCGGCUCCCAGCUGGUGAGCCUUGCACGAGAAGGAACUGGAAAGGUGAUCCGGGUGGAGAAGUCCACGCUUACCCUCAUCUCCCGUAAAGUAAGGGGCACUGUGGAGCAACAGUGCCCCGUGCCUGACAGGCCAUCGUGGCCUAGGCUGCGAUGCAUGGCUACAGGCUGCCUAACCGACAGGGACACCUCCUCCACGAUGCCUGGAGCCGGCGCCAGCAACACCUUCGCCAGCCCCUGCGUCGUGCAGGAGGUUAUGGCAACCGGCGACGAACACGCCACCAAGACCACACGCGUCCGCGGCCCAAACCUGGAGCGCAACAUCGACGGCGACGCUUCCGGCUCCGGCCCAAAAGCACCGCCGCCACCUUCCCGACUGGAGGAAGUCCGGGCCAAGCUGAGCACCCCGCUCACAGCCGGCGCAGACCCCACCACCAUCAAGGCGGACCUCGAGGCGCACCGCCAACUCCUGCUGAAGCAAGCGGAGGAGGUGGCUGCUGCCAAGCGCCGGCUGGACAUCACCCAGCGUGAUUUCAACUGCGCCCAUGGCUACACGCCAACCGGCAACGACGCCAGCAGAGCCGGCAUGAUUCGCUGCAGGGGAGGCAGCCUAGCUGCGGAGAUCGAGUGCGAUGGUGCGGAAUCGCCGACUCCAUCCAUGGAGCUGCCCAUCUACAACACCCCCGAGAAGAACAUGCUCGCGGCCCAAGAUGCCGCGGAGGAGCUACGACACCUGGAGGGCGAGGAGUUGCACCACCAAACCAAGCGGGUAACCGAGUUACUCAACAUCGCCAACGCGCAGCAGGGUGCAGCCGGCAAGAACCCCAGGUACGCUGGUAAUGCCCCUAGUGCUUCUCCCGCCCCUGGUGCAGCCGGCAACAGCCGAGGUGGCCCCCGAGACACGGCGGAGUCGUCCUCUCCUGCGCCAAGCCGACGCAGGGACUCUCAGGCCACGCACGACAGCCCAAGCCGACAGAGCCGGCAGAGGAGCAGCGGAAGCGGCCGAAGCCGCCCACCACCAAGCCGGCGUGACGACUACGACUACGAGCAGCCGGAGGACAGGCGCCAGAGCCGGCCGGCUCCCGAGGCAAGCGGCGCUCGCCAGCCGGCCCGUUCCCGGCUGGGCCCGCGCGUCGAGCCGGUUGAUGCCCGAGAUCACUGA